UAGAGCCCCUAUCAUUCAGUCUCAGUAGUCAUACCAUUUCCAAUUCAACCCCACAUGUGCAAGGUGCACAUGUACUUAACGAUACAAUAUCUUAUAUCUAAUCUAUUACCGAAGAGUAAUCCAGGAGAUCAUUAAACUAGAAAAGAUGGAUGAUAUAGACUCCAUGUUCACUGACCUGCUGGGAGAGAUGGACCUCCUAACACAGAGUCUUGGGUAUGAAAUGGAGCCCUCAGAAAUGUCAUCCAGCUCACAGAGAGAAAACAACUUCUCUAUUGGGUUCACAGAUUUGAACGAAUCUCUAAAUGAGCUAGAGGAUCAUGACCUGGACGCUCUGAUGGCUGAUCUGGGGUCAGAUUUGUCAGAGACAGAGGAGAAACUGAACGCAACCAAGACGGGACAUGUCCACACACAGCAGCACAAGUCUGGCUAUUCCACCCAACAACAAAAUGUCCGAGCACCUAUCUCCUUGUCCCAAAUGUCAUCGCUGGUGUCCUCCUCAUCCUCUCUACCUCCUGAACCCCGCAAACCACUUCCACCGGGAGAGGCCGAAGCACAAGCCAAAACUGACAAAAUCAAGCUGGCUCUGGAGAAGCUAAAAGAAGCCAAAGUUAAGAAGUUAGUAGUGAAGGUGAUGAUGAGUGAUGGCAGCUCCAAGACACUGAUGGUGGACGAGAGACAGACGGUCAGGGACGUGCUGGAUAAUCUGUUUGAGAAGACCCACUGUGACUUCAGCAUGGACUGGAGCCUGUGUGAGACCAACCCCGAGCUGCAGACGGAAAGGGGGUUUGAAGACCAUGAAUAUCUAGUGGAGCCUCUUUCUGCAUGGACACGAGACAGUAAAAACCAAAUCAUUUUCCUUCUGAGACCCAACAAAUAUCUCUUCUUCAAGGACCCCCAGAUAUUCUACCUAUGGAAGAAAGACCAAAAAUCUAUUAAUGAAAUAAAAGAAAGGCAUAAGGAACUUCUGCUAAAGGAAAAUUUUGAUGGGCCUUCUCUCAUCGUCCCAGACCUGGAGGGGCUGCUGUAUCUGAGAGAGGACGGGAAGAAAUCGUGGAAACGUCGCUACUUCCUGCUCAGGGCAUCUGGGAUAUAUUAUGUGCCUAAAGGAAAGACAAAGACAUCCAGGGACCUGGCGUGCUUCAUUCAGCUUGACAAAGUCAAUAUCUACACCACCACUGAUUACAAACAGAAAUACAAAGCACCAUCUGAUUUCUGCUUCAUCCUCAAGCAUCCUCAGAUCCAGAAGGAGUCCCAAUACAUCAGAUUCCUGUGUUGUGAUGAUGAGCACACUCUCUCCCUCUGGGUCAACUCCAUCAGAGUAGCCAAGUAUGGGGCCACCCUGUACAAGAACUACCAGAUGGCAGUGAGGAGAGCAUCAACCAUCAGCUCCACUCUGCACCUGACUAGUCUGCCUGCCUCCAGCCCUUCCACACCUACUGUGCACAGAGCAAAUGGACACACCCCUCAGGAGGACCUCCCUGAACCUCCCCCAGACUUUAUCCCCCCACCCCCUCCUGGUUGGGGCUCUGGGGUCUAGGGAAGGAGCUCUACCCCCUCAAUACACAACCAUGACUACCAUAGGACAUUCUCAACCUACCUAAAGACAGGCAGAUGGACAAUAAUAUUUUCAAUCAGAUUUAGGUCAGAACUGAGACUACUAGACUAUUUAGGAACAAUCAACACCUCUUAGAAAGCCAUUCUGGUGUAUCUAACUUUUUACCUGUCCGUUGCUCUUUUCAUAUUUAUUUUGAUCCUAACAAACUCCCCAGCCCCUUCCAGCAACAAGCAUACCCAUAACAUGAUUCUGCCACCACAAUACUAAUCUUAUUCAAAAUGAUUCGCAUCUGUAAUGGCUGCCAACAGUGCUUCCAUAAAUCAAAUCAAACUUUAUUUGUCACAUGCGCUGAAUACAACAAGUGUAGACCUUACCGUGAAAUGCUUACUUACAAGCCGUUAACCAACAGUGCAGUUCAAGAAGAGGCACCUUAUCCUCAAGGUCGCCUAUCCUCUUCACGUUGUACACAAACCUCUGCAUCUGCUCUGCAAGCACCGCAACAACUACGUAGUUCAGUUCUCGGACAAAACCGCUGUCCUCGGACUCUUAAACAAAGGCUCUGACACCAACGGCUACAGGGCGGCGAUUGAAGGAUUCGUCAGAUGGUGUGAUGAACAUCACCUACAACUGAAUGUGAAAAAAAACUGAGGAGAUGAUCCUCGACUCUAAGUCCUUUGGAGACUACAUCCCCAUGGUGGUACACGGAAAGAACAUUAAGCAGGUAAACUCAUACAAGUACCUGGGGGUCCACAUUGACUGUGGGCUUUGCUGGCGCACCCAUGUGGAGAGCGUGUGCUCACGCAUCCAAUAGCGUUUGCACUUUCUGCGUUGACUUUAGGGUCUAUGGAGGCUGGUGACAAACAUUUUGAGGAGGAUGGGAGACCCACGGUAUAGGCGCGUAACGCACGGAGACGACAAAGUGUGUUUCAAAAAUCGGCAAAGACUAAUUACUUUAACCUAAAACAUUUAUAGUACAAUAUUAUGGGGAAUGAGAGGGCUGAGCGGGAUCACAGAAGUGAUUGAAUGAGGGUAUGAGGCAUGAGUUGAGGUGUUCAGAGGCUUGACCAGUGCAGGACAGGAUUUGACUGGGAAGACAAAAAACAAUAACACAACACACUACAUAGAUAGACAAAAGGGCUAAAAAUGAGUUAGUCCAAGCAAGGAGUAAAAUCAUAGAUGUCUAAUAAUGUGAAUUGUGUACGUGAUUGACUCUAAUGAGUUGACUCUAAUGAUUGACAGGAAUGAGAGAAAAUGUAUAGGGGUACUCCUUGGCGAGGAAACAUUCAAUGGGGGAAACAUUCAAUGUGCCAGAUCAUGUCAGGAGAAUGUUGACAAAGGUAGAGGAGUGGAGUAGUCAUCUCCUCUUAAUCAGGGAACAGGAGGGAACUUAGCUGUAAAUACAAAUAACAGAUACAUUCCAUUACAGCUGCGCCAUCGUAGGUUUGGACAACGAGUUUCUUUAUGAACUUAAACAUCUCAAAAUAUAUAAAGUCAAACACAGACUGCACAUUUUGCCCACAUGACACAAAGGAUCCCAAGAAAUGUUCCUGAAUAUAGCCCUGAUCAUCCACAUACCUGACGAUAAGGGACUACUGCAAGCAGACUGAUGCCACCAUAGGUCCCAGAGCUGUGGGGCAAUUUUUACCCCCUGGGGCCUGGAGUUUUUCCUUAUAUGUUAACCUAACUAGGAAUACUCUGGACCCUAUAAGUUAUGACAGUGAUUAAUCAGUUGUAAAAAGGUUUUAUAUGGGCUAUGACAGGACCAGUUUUUCACAAUCAGGUCACUUUUUUUUUUUUUUUUUAACUCCUGACUACAAAUUGCAGCUAUCUUAUAUUUGUUCAUAUAAAUUAUAUUCAGACUAGAUUAGGAGGGGGAUUUCCUCUACCCAGACACAGACAACAAUUGAUAUGGCAAUACAACUCACAGGGCUGAGCUUGCUUUAGGCAUGUUUGCAUCAUGCAGGUCUAUGCAACUGUAGGCUUUACAAAACAUUUACUCACAUCCGUCAUCACUAUUAUGUUGAUUCGUUAAUUCCAGUUAAUCAUUAUGGAUUAAACACGUAUAGGCAGCCUAGCCAGCCCAAUUCUAAAUAUACACUCAAUUUCAUCCCAUUCACAUUUUCUCCUAACACACAAAUGGACUAUAAAUAGAUAACGUUACCAUUACUUUAUCCUGACCAGAUGGACAGGGCGCAUAGGCUGUAUGCAGCUGCUCUUAUUAGUAGCCUAGUUGAUCAGACUGAAAAAUAGUCUCGUUUUCAUUCCAUACAGCAUGUCCGAUUUCUAAUGUUCAGGUGUAGCCUAGGCUGCUGCAACAUUUAUAUCAUGAGUUGUUUCUUGUGUCUGUCCGGAGUGAUUAUGCGUUAUCAUCUUUGCUAAAUGUAUACUGGAUGCAAGUGGAAAGCCUACUUGAGCGCACGCGAAAAAAUGCGCUGGGUCAAACUCUCUCUUUAAUAUUUUAAUGGAUGAUGAGAUGGAAGCUUUCGGAAUUCGGAAUUGUUUUCGACAUGCCAGAAAAGACAGUCGAAAGUUCGAUAUGUUCGAUAUGAGAGUGAAGCAUCGUAACGUGCAAUUACCUCUGCAAGCUCCUUGUAGUUCCCCUUGUCGGUGGAACUUUCCAUCUCAAAAUCUUGCAAGGCCAGCAAUAGAGGCGGCUUGAUGAAAGGCUCCCUGUUUACCAGCUAGACUUUUGAUACCAGAUGCCAUUGAACACCCUCACCUUUUCACCCUUCUUCAUGAAACUGAUCUCAGGCAGAGGUCGACCCUCGCUUUUAAUUCGCAGCUUUUCGAUGUACCCCAGAGAAUGGAAGGGGUCAACAAAAAGUCCACAACAUUUUCGGCAGCGUUGGCCAUUCUAACGUUACCAUUAUGGCACAGAAAACGGCACACUCGCUCUGGUAGCUAGCUAUAGCUAAGGUUAGCUAAAUUACUGAAGUUAGCGAGGCAAAUGUAAAUAAAUUGCAAAAACUGGACGCAAAAAUAAAGUUAAGAAAACAAUUGAUAAUAUUUCACCUAUGUCUCCUGUAAUUUGAAAAAAACUCAUUUUAAUUGAAUAAUUUCCAAAAAAUGCUCAACUAUCACUUUUCACUCUUAAUCUCUAUCCAACAAUGUCCCCAAGCUUCUCAACACAUAGAACCCCCAUAAUGCUCUGUGGCACAAUCCCGAUACAAAUCAUGGGUUCAUUCUUUGAUCCUAAUUCUAUGACUGGAUGGACAACAUGUCAGUUCAUACCUCAAAAGCUUUGAUUGGAUGGAGGACGUCCUCCAGAAGUAGUCAGAAUUACAAUGUAUGUCUAUGGAAGGGGGUGAGGCCUACGAGCAUCCUAGGUUUUGUAUUGAAGUCAAUGUAGCCAGAGGAGGAACAUCCAGGAGGAUGGACUUUGCUAUAAAAUUCUGUGGCUCAAAUCCACUCGUUGGGCUCUCAACGAAUCACCUACGGGGGGCUCUUUGACAAGCUCCAUUAUUUCAGUAAUUAAAUAAUAAAGUUUUGAAGAAAUGUAAAAAUCUCUCCAUUUGAUUACAAUAAU
Oncorhynchus mykiss (rainbow trout) is the source of this 5081-nucleotide messenger RNA. Its product is annotated as amyloid beta A4 precursor protein-binding family B member 1-interacting protein. Gene Ontology annotation, cellular component: plasma membrane; cytosol. The record is from RefSeq and is a predicted model, not a curated record. NCBI's taxonomy places the organism in Eukaryota, Metazoa, Chordata, Actinopteri, Salmoniformes, Salmonidae. Gene Ontology annotation, biological process: signal transduction.